This is a messenger RNA of Rattus norvegicus (Norway rat), 5061 nucleotides long. RefSeq names its product A-kinase anchoring protein 1 (gene Akap1). The record is from RefSeq and is a predicted model, not a curated record. Gene Ontology annotation, cellular component: mitochondrial membrane; mitochondrion; mitochondrial outer membrane. Gene Ontology annotation, molecular function: nucleic acid binding; RNA binding. Lineage: Eukaryota; Metazoa; Chordata; Mammalia; Rodentia; Muridae.
UUAAAAAAGUUUUCCUGGGCUCACCAAUACUUGUGCAGGGGUGUGUGCGUGAGUGUGAGAGAGUCUUCUGGCAGACUGACCUUGAGCUUCUGGUAGAAGAACUGCUCCAUAGAAGCAUCGUGCACAGAUCUGAAUAUGUAGGUGGGCAAGGAGCAACAGGGCUUCGAAUUGAGAAAACGCUGUGGAUGGAAGCUAGAGGUUCUUUCUUUUGCUGCCAGGCAGGGAACUACAAUUGUAUGUUCUUCCUCCCCUCAACUCCUACUUAGGGAACUUCCUUAUGUAGCCAGCAGCCUGCCCCUACUCUCCACAGGAAAUACAGGAGAGCUUUCGGGGCCAGCUGGAUUUCUGUUUGAUUGCUGGCCCGGGGGAAGACCCCGUGAAGGGAAGGCACAUUUAUCAAGAGCAAGCUGUGCUGGGCGCACACACUUCCCUGGUGGUCAUCACUACGAUAAUGGGAGGAAUGUUCUAGUUCCAGUCAAGUGGGUGUGUGAACAGCUGUCCAGAGCAGAGUUCUGUGGAUCCUCCCUGCUUCAGGGCCCAGCCUAGAGUGGACUUGGGCUCUUGGCUUCUAAGCUGUUGUUUUUUAUGAUUGACUUUCCUGUCAAUUGCAUGCAGCCCUUUUUCCCAGUAACUGCAGCCAAAACUGACUUAGUCACCAGGGCCAACAGUGUUUUUGUGCCAUUCCCAGGGAUUAUUUUAUUGUUUAGAAGGCUCUAGACUUGGUUACAGGUUUGUCAGCUGGUUGGGGAGUGAGGCCAUUGCUUCUCCAGAGGACAUUCUAAAAAGCCACAGGUACUUCUGGAAAGAGAAAGGAUCUUUUUAGAACCUGGAGGGAGCAGUUGACUGCAAAGGGCUGCUGGCUGUAGCACGUGCCUGCUUUCAGCUCUGUGUGACCGCUUGGCCACAAGCCAGUAUGCAUCUAUUCCUGGGCAAGUGGACCUGCUAAAAAUACACAGGCAGGAGUUUAAUUCCAGCAGAUUCAAAAUAGCUAAGUGUCCUCCUCACCAGCCUAGGGCAGGGCUGUGAAGCAUCCUCGUGGGAGGCUUUCCCUGAUUGCAGGCAGCCUGUUUCUGGGGGGCAGAAACUGGUCUUGGAACAGUUUCCAGUUAGCUUGUGGGUGUAGAGUAUGGGGGCCUUUGGGACCUGUAGAGUUCAGUCCACUUAUAUCUUGGGAGGUUUAAGGUUUAAAAACCAAGUGCUUAGGACACUAGGGAAUGGAGGUAGUGGGGAGGAAGCUUUGUGAGGGUAAAGGGUGUGUGUGUGUGUGUGUGUGUGUGUGUGUGUGUGUGUGCACGCGCGCGUGCGUGCGUGCGUGCUCGCGUGCAUUUAAAUUAGGGAAAUGGCCUCUUAACUAAUUCCCUAGAAGGCUGUUUGGCCGACAUGAGACUGCCUGGGGUGAGGAAGAGAUGGGCUAUUUGUUUCCUUGUGGGGUAAAGAGGCAUCAGUUGCCUCAGAGAAUCUCCUAUGGGUGCUUCCUGGCACCAGAUACCCUUAAGGUGACACCGCUGGACUCUGGACUCGGUGUAGCUACUUCACAUCGCCUCCAAGAUGGCAAUCCAGUUCCGUUCACUCUUCCCCUUGGCCUUGCCUGGAAUGCUAGCACUCCUUGGCUGGUGGUGGUUUUUCUCUCGUAAAAAAGAUCGGCUCAGCAGCAAUGGCAAGCAGGUGGGGACAUUGAAGGUUGGCCCUGCCAUCGAGGACCGACUGCCCACUGAAGAGGCCUGUCCUGGAGUCCUGUCUGUGACCCCCAGUGUCACACAGCCUCCUGGAAAGGAAGAGCAGCGCUCUAUGGACAGGCCUCUUACAGAUCCCCCAGCCUUGCCAAGGACCCGUCAAGUUCGCCGAAGAUCAGAGUCCUCAGGCAACCUCCCCAGCAUUGUAGACACAAGGUUGCAGGCAGGACAGUGCAGAGAUGAGAAUUCAAAAGUGGUACUCUCCCUGAUGGGGGACGAAGCCAAAUCUAUUCCUCUUGGACGUCCGCUUUUCCCAAAGGAUCUGUCCUUCCCCUAUGAAGCAGUGGAAGGGUGUAAGCAAGAGUCUGCCCUGGGCAGAACUCCUGGGAGAGGCUGGCUAAGCCAGUGUGCAGCCUCUGGAGAGAACGCGAGAGAGACGGGUGGGGCGGAAGGGACUGGAGAUGCUGUGUUGGGGGAAAGUGUACUUGAGGAAGGCCUAUUGCCCCAGGAGUGUGUUUCAGAAGUAGAGAAGAGUGAGUUUCCGAUCCUAGCUCCCGGGGGAGGCGGGGGAGAGAAGGUGAGAAGUGGCCCACCACAGGUAGAUGAGCUUUUAAAGAAGGAAGAAUAUAUUGUUGGGAAGUUGCCAAGUAGCUUUGUGGGGCCAGUUCACUCGGAGCUGGUUAAGGAUGAGGGUGCGCUGGUACCCCAAGUCAAAGGUAGCCAGGACAGAAGCCUGGCUAGAGAACUGGACAAAGACAAGACCUUGCCUGAAAAGGACCAGAUUGAGCAGACUGCCUUCCAGAUCAUCUCCCAGGUGAUCUUGGAAGCGACUGAAGAGAUACGGGCCACCACAGUGGGCAAGACUGUGGCACAAGUGCAUCCAACCCCGGGCACUCAGCCUCAGGGGCAGGAGGAGAGCUGUGUCCCAGCCAGCCAGGAAACUAGCUUGGGACAAGAAAUCCCAGAUCCUGCUUCCACCAGAACAGGUGCCACUGCCAGCCCUUCAGCAGGAGCCCCACCACCAAAGACCUAUGUGAGCUGUCUCAGCAGUCCUCUGUCAGGCCCCACCAAGGACCAGAAGCCAAAGAACUCUGCACACCACAUCUCCCUGGCUCCCUGCCCACCGCCAGUUACCCCCCAGAGGCAGUCUCUGGAUGGGGCAAGUAACCCGAGAGGUGAUGACACCUUUGUCACCUGUACGUCCAACAACAGCCAGAGUGUCCUUUCAGUUACCUCCUUGGGGCUGUGCUCAGACCCUGUCAGUACUUCGAGGCUUGAAGACUCUUGCACAGAGACCAUCUCAAGCUCCGGAGACAAAGCUGUCACCCCACCACUGCCAGACAGUACUGAGCCCUUCAGCAAUGGGGUGCUGAAGGAGGAGUUGUCAGACUUGGGGACCGAGGAUGGAUGGACCAUGGAUACAGAAGCAGAUCAUUCAGGAGGUUCUGACGGGAACAGUAUGGAUUCAGUGGAUAGCUGUUGUGGGCUUACGAAACCUGAUAGCCCCCAGACUGUCCAGGCAGGCUCCAACCCUAAGAAGGUUGACCUCAUCAUCUGGGAGAUCGAGGUGCCAAAGCAUUUAGUUGGUCGACUGAUUGGCAAGCAGGGACGGUACGUGAGUUUUCUGAAGCAGACGUCUGGUGCCAAGAUCUACAUCUCCACCCUGCCUUACACACAGAACAUCCAGAUCUGCCACAUAGAAGGCUCUCAGCAUCAUGUGGACAAAGCUCUGAACUUGAUUGGGAAGAAGUUUAAGGAGCUGAACCUCACCAAUAUCUAUGCACCACCGCUGCCUUCUCUGGCACUGCCUUCCCUGCCGAUGACAUCGUGGCUCAUGCUGCCUGAUGGUAUCACUGUGGAAGUCAUCGUGGUCAACCAGGUCAAUGCUGGGCACCUAUUUGUACAGCAACACACACACCCCACCUUCCACGCACUGCGCAGCCUGGACCAGCAGAUGUACCUCUGUUACUCUCAGCCUGGAAUCCCCACCUUGCCCACCCCAGUGGAAAUAACGGUUAUCUGCGCUGCCCCUGGUGCGGACGGGGCCUGGUGGCGAGCCCAAGUAGUGGCCUCCUAUGAGGAGACCAAUGAGGUGGAGAUUCGCUACGUGGACUAUGGUGGAUAUAAGAGGGUGAAAGUCGACGUGCUCCGGCAAAUUAGGUCUGACUUUGUGACCCUGCCAUUCCAAGGAGCAGAAGUCCUUCUGGACAGUGUGGUUCCGCUGUCAGAUGAUGAUCACUUUUCACCCGAGGCAGACGCAGCCAUGAGUGAGAUGACAGGCAAUACAGCACUGCUGGCCCAGGUGACAAGCUACAGUGCAACUGGCCUUCCUCUGAUUCAGCUAUGGAGUGUGGUUGGAGAUGAAGUGGUGUUGAUAAACCGGUCGCUGGUGGAGCGGGGCCUGGCACAGUGGGUAGACAGCUGCUAUGCCAGCCUUUGACCGUGGCUCCUGGGCUGCUUCGGUCUUCUUUGCACUGUUGAGAUUGGGUUUGGCACCCAGGACAGAGAUUUAACAGCAGAGUAACGAACACUGUUCUCACUGAGUCUUCUUUCCCCAUUCUGUAGUCCUGUGGAGAAGGAGACUCCUCCCAGGAGGAGCUGGGUAUCCUUUCAAAGCCUUAGAGUGGCGGGCGCUUCACCAGCCAGCUGGCUUAGCCUGGCUGGAGGCUGUCUGGCGGGAGGUCUCUCAGCCAGGCUGUCCCAUUCCCAUCCCAUCCGUUCCCCUCUCCCCACCCAAACCCCACACACUGCAGCAGGCAGGCCAGGGCGGGUGUGGGGCUGGCUGAGAGGGUCAAUUUCAGAGUCUUUAUUCAGGGAGUGAGACACGGACUAAUCGGUAUGGAUUCCCUGUGUGGCUCACUUGGAUGAGUUGACGGUGUUUAGCAGUUUUUAUAUACUUCCUCCGGGUCUCUGGGAACUCAAGACUUUUUUAAACAUAGGUGUAAAUAAGGAGCGAUUGUCACACCUGACCCCAGUGAGUGGGGAGAGGGGAAGCUAUUAUCUUGCCAAGCCUGGUUGUAAUUUGUAACCAUUUUCUAUUUGUGCAAACUCUGUAAAUAUGUUUAAAAAUGUAAUAUUUUGUACAAGACACACUGGAGAACAAAGGGAACUUAAAACUCUUCCACAAGUCCACCCAUCCCAUGGAGUGGGACUAACUCCCCUGCUGCUCCAGCCAGGGGCCCUGAGCUUCUGUGCAGACAGGAAGCUGUAUGGGAGACUGUCAUUGGGGAUUUGAUUUUUUUUUCCUGUACGCAUUUAAAAAAAACCUUCAUUGGAUUACCUUGCAGUGGUGUGUUUGACUUUUAUAGGCUGUCUUUAGCAUUGUGCAAUUUAAGAAUAACUUAAGUAUCAUGGACUUUACAUAAAUUUUGAAUUGUAUAAACUAUAA